AUGGCUCCUUCUGCUAUAAUCCCCGAUUUACCCUUACCACCCCAAUCAGCCGUUCAAAAAAGUAUCGGUGACUCAAGCCCAUUCUUUCAACAUUCAGCCCACCCCGCAUACCUUCAACAACUGGCUAGUAACAUACUGCACGACCUCCAAUUCCAGCAUGACUGGACCAGCCUUACCAUCCACACCCAUUCAACAGCAAACAACCUCCCUCUUCCUCGUCCUAUCAUCUCCGGCCUCCCGCCCCGACGAGUAUACGUCCACCCAGACGAACAAGUCCAGAUUAUAAAAGCGGAGCACGAAAUGGGCGAGUCUAUCGAGCAGCGUCCGGAGCGAGAGUGGGUGCUUCCCAGCCAGAUACAGGAGGAAUGGAGCGUGGCGAAAUUCGCUGAGGUUUUUGAUGCCCUGGAUGUUUUACCACCAGCCGAGGAUGGCGAGAAUGAGGAGGAGCCCGAUGAGUUAGCCGUGGGGCACGAAUGGCAGGGCACGAACCGGCCCAAGAGGUUGCUUUUGGCUACGGCUACUGCCUACGAAGCACACGGUUCAGGACGAGCAGGCAAUGUUCUGCGGCAGAUGAUGUCACGUCCUCUGCGAGAAACAGCUAUAGUUCGCGGCGCAUCGAUCGUCCAACCUAAUUAG
Messenger RNA from Venustampulla echinocandica, 636 nucleotides. RefSeq lists its product as uncharacterized. Gene Ontology annotation, molecular function: nucleic acid binding. The coding region runs from base 1 to 636 and encodes 211 amino acids. Gene Ontology annotation, cellular component: tRNA-intron endonuclease complex. The record is from RefSeq and is a predicted model, not a curated record. The transcript has 2 exons. NCBI's taxonomy places the organism in Eukaryota, Fungi, Ascomycota, Leotiomycetes, Helotiales, Pleuroascaceae. Gene Ontology annotation, biological process: tRNA-type intron splice site recognition and cleavage; tRNA splicing, via endonucleolytic cleavage and ligation.